AUCCCCCCCACCCCCACAAAAAAAAACCUCUAUCAUGAAUGAUAUUGGCCGCGAAAGCCUCCUACGUCUUAAACUAACGAAUAAUUUGUUGAGCGUGUGAAUGAAGCAGCGUCUGAAGACUGGGGCAGGACAACUCUCCAAACUCUUUUAACUGCACCCUACGCGCACAUUUACAACUCUGCAUUCACGGCAAUUGCCAUGAAAUAAAACCCCGGGCCGAGAUACAUUCGAAGCCGCCUAGGGUUCAGCCACCAACAACAAUAAUAAUAGCAGGAGCAGCGGGCAACGACAGGAGCCCGGCCGGUCGGAAAACCUUGUAGAUUUUCUUUUACACCAUUUCGAUAAUCACUUUACUUUGAGUCCUCAUGCCCUCGGCCUCUUACCUUCCUUUGAGCUUAUAAAUCGCUUUCUCGUGCGAUUUCCAGAGAGCGAGAGGUCCACGCGCGCGCGCACGCUGCAGUUCACGGCCCUGUGCCGUUGUAGCCACACACACGCGCACACAAACAAACGCGCCAACAACAACAACAAACAAACAACAACAAUAACAACAAAACCCCCGCGCGCACUCUCGCAAUGGAGCCGGCCGAGGCGAUCGGAAAAUCUAGGAUUUACUCCGCCUUGGCAAGGCGAAGCCGACCCAUCCAUCAAACGUCAGCGCCCGCAAGGGGGUUGCACCCCAUUGGAUGCGUGCAGACACGUGGAGCGGCGUUUUUGUGGCUGUCCGUGUCGAGCUUCGCUCGCGUUCACUCGGCGGCUCCGGGAGGGCCAGCGAGCGCGAGCCGUGGGGCUCAGGGAGGGGCACUUCGCGCAGACAGAUGGACAAUGCGGCCAUGAGUUUCCUGGAGUAUUCGUCAUUCUGCGGCGGCGGCGGCGGUGGCGGCGGCGGCGGCGAGGCGGGCGGCUUCACCCCUCGCUCGUUCGCUGCGGCAGCCGCGGGAGACCCAUGUCUCGCUCCCUUCCAGUCGUGCGCCGUGAGCGCUGCGGCGGGCGCGAGCGGCGUCGGCGAUGGGGAAGGGCGCUACCACAACCAUCACCACCACCACCAUCACCACCCUCAUCAUCAUCACCACCAUCAUCAACAGCAACAGCAGAAUGAGCAGCAGCAGCAGCAUCAGCAGCAGCAGCAGAGUGGCUACCAGCCGCACAACUUCACCUUCACUGGCUCGUACGCCCCCGCGACGAACUCGGGGUGCUAUUCGCCCGGCCAAGCCUAUGCGGGGGCGGCGAGUUACGGGGUCUACUGUUCGCAGGGGGCCGACUUCGGUGGCGGCGGCGGUGGCAGUGGCGUUGGUGGAGCCGUGAGCGGGUUGCAGGCGACGCACGGCUCGCUCGUCGGUGGUUACGGCGCCUCGGUGUUCCACCACGACUCGCUGCAGGCUUCAGACCUCGGCGAUCUUCAGCCGCUCGCCAGCUGCUGCCUGCAGCAAGCGGGCCCUGUGUCGCACACUCAGCAUCAUCAUCAGCAGCAGCAGCAUCAUCAGCAGCAGCAGCAACACGGGUCUCCGAAUGCGUCGGAGCCCACGCCGCCUUCGCACUGCACGUUCGAGUGGAUGCGAGUGAAGAGAAAUCCGCCGAAAACAGCGAGGAUCGGCGACAUGAGCUGCGCGCAGGUGGGCGCCCUCCCGUGCGGCUCGGGAGGAGCGGGAGGCGGCGGAGUCGGACUGAGCAUCGGCGGGGGCAACAACGGCCUCGCGAUGGGCGGAGGCAUCGCGACCCAGCGGACCAACUUCAGCACCAAGCAGCUGACGGAGCUGGAGAAGGAGUUCCACUUCAACAAGUACCUGACGCGCGCGCGCCGCGUCGAGAUCGCCGCCGCGCUGCAGCUCAACGAGACCCAGGUGAAGAUCUGGUUCCAGAACCGGCGCAUGAAGCAGAAGAAGCGAGAGAAGGAGGGCCACAGCCUGCAGACGCUCGCGUCUCCUAUCGCAUCCUCUGCAGCUGCUGCUGCUGCUGCUGCUACUGCUGCUGCUGGACCUUCAGUCUCGUCCGCGGCCUCCUCCGAGGGGUCCUCGCCGAGUCGCUCGCCGGCCUCAGAGCCACCGGCUGAGGACGCCUCGCCCUGACGGGUGGACGCGCUAGGGUGCAUGCUCCCUCAACUCCAUCCUCCCCAUGCACCGCCCCCUACCCUCUACCCACGAUGCUUCUACAGUCUACAUGAACCACCCUCCUCCCCCCCUCCUUCUGUACGGACAACCUGUACUCUCCACCUGGUCUGUGAGAGCGCCGCCGAGACGUUCACGGGCCAAGAGCGACCUCCCUAGAACUCGGCGUGAGGAGCGGGGAGGUUGGCGACGAUGUCGACCGCUUCGUGGGUGCACGCGCGACGGAUGACGCGCGCGUUUACAGUGACCGCGGCGCUACGAUGGACAGCACGCACGCGCAAUGUGCACGCGUGCAGUCAAAGGGCGAAUUACAGGGUAGUGUGCAAAUGAUAACAGGGUGUGGUGAUCGUUGACUUUUAACGAGAGCGACUAAAGUACGUGGGCAUUGCCGUCGAGAUAUUUAUAUUUAAACACUUUACCAAUAGGAUUGUUGGGACAAUUAAUCGGCUGCUUGUGGUCGCGGCUGUAGAGACCGCGCUCCGAUGUUUCAGGAAACGAGCCCGAAUAUCCAUCAAUUUAUAAUUGACUGAAAACAAGCAUUUUGUGUGUGUGUGUCUCUUUUUAAAUCCAGGUUAUCUCGUUGAAUUUACCUGUUAGUCAUCAUAUGAGUUCGCUGGAAUCAGCAAUUUGAAUCUUACAUGCGAGAAGAGGUCAAAACGUGUUUUUUUGGGAAUAAAGAUAUUGCUUAAAGUAUAGUCUCACAGAAGUGUAUCAAUGGUUGCAUUGACUGUAGCGUUUAAGUCGGGCCUGCUCGUGCUAAGCAGUUCACGAUGGAGAGAGGUGUAGAUGUACGUUGGACUUCUUCUGCACCGUACGUAGCCAACCGUGCUAAUCGAAAGUGUGGGGGGAAAGGACAAUAAACUAAACGCAAGGAGACCGAGUGGCUUGUGAGCAGUGCAGUCGUGUGCACGAUUUGUACAUAGACGAGUGCACAUAGCCUGGCACAAGCGCCGUGGUGGGUGACGUCAAGGACUCAUCCUUGGAGACAUCUCAGUGAGUACGCGUUCUAGAUAAUCACACUGGUGUUAGUAAACGACCACUUGUCAUAUGAAUAAUAAUAAUAUGCAUUGCUGCGUCAUUUCUUUUACCCACAAAAGCCUCACCGAGUCUCAAGACUAUGUUUCAGGAGGGGCCUCCAUUGGAAACGUUUGGCCACUGCCAUAUUCAUGAUUUUGUGUCUGCAUGUGUGCGUGGGAUCUUUAUAGAUGUGUGCACAUAACCUGGCACAGACGCUGUGGUGACGUCACCGUCACUUGGUGGCGAAUGGCGGUUGUUGAGUAUGGGAUCUUCUUUGCUAUGGGGAGCGGUGGUGUAGCGGUUAGCGCGCUGUGCUACGA
This is a messenger RNA of Petromyzon marinus (sea lamprey), 3439 nucleotides long. RefSeq lists its product as uncharacterized. Gene Ontology annotation, molecular function: RNA polymerase II cis-regulatory region sequence-specific DNA binding; DNA-binding transcription factor activity, RNA polymerase II-specific. Gene Ontology annotation, cellular component: nucleus. The record is from RefSeq and is a predicted model, not a curated record. NCBI's taxonomy places the organism in Eukaryota, Metazoa, Chordata, Hyperoartia, Petromyzontiformes, Petromyzontidae. Gene Ontology annotation, biological process: regulation of transcription by RNA polymerase II.